UCUUGUAAAAGUUUAAAAGAAAUUAUAUUUUAUUACAAAAAUUUUUUUAUCGAUGUUUCGAUGGAAGAAAAGAUUAAGCAAGUAAUUAAAGAAAUUACAAAUUUUGGUGUUGUUUGUAGAUAUUAUGGUUAUGAAGAUAAGUCUGAUGAUUAUUAA
Messenger RNA from Dentiscutata heterogama, 156 nucleotides. NCBI's taxonomy places the organism in Eukaryota, Fungi, Glomeromycota, Glomeromycetes, Diversisporales, Gigasporaceae. The record is from the annotation of a GenBank genome assembly.